Molecule: messenger RNA, 5002 nt
Organism: Schistocerca piceifrons (Central American locust)
Lineage: Eukaryota; Metazoa; Arthropoda; Insecta; Orthoptera; Acrididae
Gene: Ire1
Product: serine/threonine-protein kinase/endoribonuclease ire-1
Exons: 16
Coding region: 324-3746 (1140 amino acids)
Biological process (GO): mRNA processing; intrinsic apoptotic signaling pathway in response to endoplasmic reticulum stress; IRE1-mediated unfolded protein response
Cellular component (GO): IRE1-TRAF2-ASK1 complex
Molecular function (GO): ATP binding; protein serine/threonine kinase activity; RNA endonuclease activity
Source: RefSeq, a predicted model, not a curated record
ACUACAUGCCAAGCCAGCCAAGGUGUUUUGUUAUUUCUAAACACGAAGGGGAGUUUGUUUAUUUUUGUUGUUAGUGGUCAAGGUUUCAGUGAUUCAACUAACUAGUGAAUUUGAAAGUACCAUGACGUACAAGCAGUGUUUGUUGUACGUAACUUCAGAUAAAAGUUUUACACAAAACUUAAAUUUUGUUGAAGCAUGCAGCCACGAAUGUCACCGUGUUUGUGUUUAAUUGCGACAACAUGUGAUACGCCAGGGAAAAAAGUACUGUAGAUCAUAAUUCUUAUGAUGUAAAACAUACUACCGGCUAUAAUUUCAAACUGAAUAUGUUUCAUGUUAGCCAGAAUAAACGUCAGAUGCGGACGAUUACGAUCGUUUCGCAUGCACUACUAUUGAUGGUUUUUAGUGUAAGAGCCGAUGAAAGUAGUUACACGAAGAUCACCAACACUGAUUUGAUCAAGGAAGCAGAUGAUUCGCUCCUACUUUUGUCGACGCUAGACGGUUCGUUUAUUGGAAUAAGUCAGCGAACAGGAAUGGUGAAAUGGCAAAUUAAAGACGAGCCGGCUGUGAAAGUACCAAUUGACACAUCAAAAGCCAUAAACCCCAUGUACCUGCCAGACCCUAAAGAUGGUUCACUGUAUGUUUUGUCUGAGUCUGAUCAAGAUGCCUUAAAGAAACUGCCAUUUACUAUACCACAGCUUGUUGCCUCUUCACCUUGCCGAAGCAGUGAUGGGAUACUUUAUACUGGAAAGAAAGUGGACACCUGGUUUUCAGUUGAUCCUAGGACAGGAGAAAAACAGGAAGUUCUUAGCUAUGACAAAGUUGAUAAGACUUGUCCCAUUUCUAAUGCUGAAUCUGUGCUCAUUGGAAGAACAGAAUACAACAUUAUGAUGCUGGACAGUAAAAAUAAAGGUCGUAGUUGGAAUGUGACUUUUUUUGAUUACUCAGCAAAUCUGAUGGAAGCUGAAACUCGGAAUGAUUAUCCAUACGUUCAUUUUGUGGCGAGUUCUUCAGGGCGAGCACUAAGUAUUGACAGACAUGUGGGAUCACCACUGUGGCAGCAUGACUAUGGUUCACCUGUAAUAGCUAUGUAUAUUUUAGAAGACAGUGGCCUUGUUUCUGUUCCAUUCACAAGUAUUGCAGAGGAAACAUUAGACCACCUUGUACUGCAGUUUGAAAAUGAUCCCACAUCCAUCAGCACUUUAAAGUUAUACCCAACACUCUAUGUUGGUGAGCAUUUGCAUGGCAUGUAUGCAUUACCAUCUUUGGUGGACCAAAGUACAGCAACAAUUGCACAUUUGGGUUUACCAUUACUUGAAGGACCAAGUUUGGACACGGAAGAGGCAAGCUCUGAUGCCAACAUCCCUAAAACAAAAGCUCCAGAAGCAGAUGUAACAUUUCAGAGUCUGCCUAGAGUAACUAUUGGCCAUCACAAGGUCCCAGAAUACAGUGAAACUGUAAUGAGGAUUACAGGCAGAACUGACAUAAGUGCAAUUGAUACACAUCAUAUUGUUGGUCACAAUAAAACAAAUAUAACUGUAGCUUUUGAGGGAAAUGCCCCAAGCACUGAGGCCACCAAGAGGCUAAAUAACAGUCACUUACCUUUUAUAUCAAUUGGAAUACAAACAACAAAAUUAGAUGACUUCAAAGAAAAAUUGGAGGAAUUAUAUGAUAAAUUAUCUACAGGAAGGACAUCCUUUGUUUUAUCACAGGAGUUUCCACUACUGUCUUACACCAUUGCAAAGUCAUGGCUCCGCCAACAAGAAAAUGUGGGUUUAAAGUUUACAGUAAUUCUGCUUGUUGCUUCAGUCAUUAUACUGAUUUACUUGAGAGUUCAGGAUCGUGAAUAUUUACGUUUGUCACAAGGAUCAAAUAUAAGUAAUGUAUCAAGUAGUGACAGCAAUUCACAUAUUGUGACAGCAGAAGCAGAAGAUGUUGGUGCUGGCAACAUAAGAGUUGGAAAGAUUAUCUUCAACAGAGAGCAGAUACUUGGAAAAGGCUGCGAAGGAACAUUCGUUUACAAGGGUGAAUUUGACCGGCGAGCUGUAGCUGUAAAGCGGAUAUUGCCCGAGUGCUUCACAGUAGCAGACCGUGAGGUGGCUCUUCUGCGUGAGUCAGAUGCUCAUCCAAAUGUAGUUCGCUACUUUUGCACAGAACAAGAUCGCCUUUUUCGUUAUAUUGCUCUGGAAUUAUGUGCAGCAACAUUGCAAGACUAUGUUGAGGGUAGAUUCCACAUUGGUCGAAUCUCUGCUCGUGACAUUCUGCACCAAGCAGUUGCUGGGUUGCAUCAUUUACAUUCUCUUAAUAUAGUUCACCGUGACAUAAAACCACACAAUGUCUUGCUUUCAAUGCCAGAUGGGAAAGGGGAGGUCAGAGCAAUGAUAUCAGAUUUUGGUUUAUGUAAGAAACUGAAGAUUGGGCGCACAUCUUUCUCUAGACAGUCUGGUGUAACAGGCACAGAAGGAUGGAUAGCACCAGAAAUGAUGAAUGGAUGUGUUCGUGCGACUUGUGCAGUUGAUAUAUUUUCUAUGGGGUGUGUUUUUUAUUAUGUUUUGACUGAUGGCAAACAUCCAUUUGGGGAUGAAUUGAGAAGACAGUCCAAUAUUGUUACUGGAGAAUAUAGACUGGCAGACUUGGAAGGAGAAACCAAUGCUCUGCAGCACAAUCUUAUAUCAGCAAUGAUAACAGCAGAUCCUGGUAGCAGGCCAUCAGCAGUUGCUGUUAGGAACCAUCCUGUAUUCUGGAAUGGUGCUCGAAUAUUAGCUUUCUUUCAGGAUGUAAGUGAUCACGUCGAGAAAGAUGAUUAUUCGAGUCCUGUCUUGCGUGCCUUAGAGCACUGCAGCUUGAGUGUUGUGCGCUCGGACUGGCGAGCACAUAUCAGUGAGGACGUUGCUCAGGAUCUGCGGAAAUUCCGAAGCUACACUGGUAGUAGUGUCCGGGAUUUGCUUCGUGCAUUACGAAACAAGAAAAACCAUUACCGGGAGCUGUCGUCAGAGGUACAGAAAAGUUUGGGUGCAAUACCUGACAAAUUUGUCAGUUACUGGACACAUCGUUUUCCUUUGCUUUUGUUGCAUACAUGGCUGGCAAUGCAGUGUGUGAAGUCUGAACCUCUAUUUUGCCAGUACUACCAACAAGAUUAUACAUUCUGCAAUAGCUUGACCAUGGAUUCUACAGGAACUGUAGAACCUAAUACACUGAGGAAUAUUAACCUCUCAGAUGAGAGCCGCUCAGCAGCUGCACUAAAUGGAGGAUCUCAUAUUAUAUCUAAUGUUGACCCAUUCAAUCUUAAAAGAAAGGUUUACCCAAAUGUGCAAACACCUAAAAAGAAACAAGAAAAUGGUAGAUUCUUGCGUAAAAUUGAAAGCCGUUCACCAUCAUCCAUGGAUUAUAAUUGGAGACAGAAUUCUAAUGCAGUAGCAGACUCCACAAAGGCUCUUUUCAAUAAUGUAGGCAGUGAAAUGAAUUCCAGUGCAUUUUUGGACAGCCAGUGUGGAAAAAAAGCUGAUAGUGAGGGUUUUGGAGAGAACACUUUAGAUCAAGCAGAAACUGUGGUAAUUUCCAAACAUACUAAAAAUAGACUAGUGAAGAAUCUUCAGACAGAUUCAGAGACAAGUGAUUUUAGUGAUGUACAGAACAGAAGACAUGAUAAGCCAGAUUUAAGUGGUGUGCGAGUGAAGAGCAAAAAGAAGCAUAAACCUGUAGAAGUGCCGCUUGUAUGGACACUCUCCCUGUCAUCACCUGAUACUUAGGGAUGCUAUUUUUUGUUUUGCAAUAGUGAAAAUUUCCAUACUUGUGUUUAUAUCCACUUGAAUAUUUCAUGUGCUCUUUAUUUCUUCACACAUUAUUAUUUGUGUUAAUACUGUUAUAUGACCAGAACUGCAAUACAUGCAGUGUUGUACGACCAGACCUGCAGGACAUGCAGUGGCAUUUGCUUUGAUAAGGGGAGAAAAUAGGCACCUUACAUGUCAUUUUACUGUUUUGUUGUAAUUAUGACUUUGAAUGAUGUGGGUGUAUGGCAUUUUCUCGUAAGACACCUUAAUUUAGCCUUUAUGAGCUGCAGUUAUUGUCUAGAAUUAUUAUUAUUAUAUGAUUCUGAUUCUUCAAACAUUGUACUCAAAAAGUGAGAGAAUUGGUCUUCAGUUUUUCAUAUAGGUCAGUUCACCAGAACUGUAAGCUAACCACUCUGCAGGGUUUUGGUGAAUUUGGGUGUUUACUCAGUUCCUGUUCUAACGUGUUUGUUAAGAAAAGUGCACAAAUUUAAUGUUAAUUUUUUUGUUGAAAAGUCUAAGUUUGUUUCUUUAUUUUUCAUGUUAAGGCAGUAUUUGCUGUACAUGUUUCACUACAAAACAGGCACAAAUGAGCCACAAAAAGUAUUUAAAUGCUUAAUCAGUGUUGUCAUUGUUGCCAGUGAAUUAAAUGAGUCACAUUUUUACACAUAUUUACUGUAGUGAGAGUUCAUUAUAGAUCCAUUUAGUUAUUGCAGAGGAGGAUGGCAGACUAACUUCAUCGUUUUAUUAAAUAAGACUGUGACAGUGAUGGGUACAUCUCUUGUUCUUAGCUGGAUAUGCAAGGAAUUGUAUAUUCGUUAAUGUGCUUGGAAUGCUCUUUCCUGUUCACUUUUUGUCUCUUCUUUUCACAUGACUGAUUAAGUUGUAAUUAUUUGUGUAGUGUUCCAUGACGUCAUUCCAUUCUCAGUGUCUGUAACAACAAAACUUUAUUUUGAUCUCUUAUGUUAGGAAAGAUACCAUAUUCAAAGAACUUUUAGUUUGCUAUUCAUUUUCUGAGGUGGAGAAGAGCAGAAUGAAAUGUAAUAAGUUACUUUGGAAAUGGGUAGUGCAGUGUUCCUCCUCCUCAUAUUGAAAUUUUUGGUGUACUUUUAUGUAGAUCCCUUUGCAGAUACAGUACUUUGUGUGUGUGUGUGUGUGUGUGUGUGUGUGUGUGUGUGUGUGUGUGUAGGAGGGGGCACACCCGUAUGCUUGAUUCCUCUCCCUCCCUCCCUCCCCCC